GAAACGUAUAUAGUGAAUAUAAACUCUUUUAUAACUCUUCCGUUAAAAUUAUUUCUUUUAUUAACCUAGUUCCUACUAAAAUUUAGUGACUAUUAUUUACGGUUAUUUUUAAUAAUAUUUGGUUUUAUACUUAUAUAAGUUAAUUGAAAUUGAAUGUUGAUAUUAAUUUAUGGAUGUUAAUAAUCAAUUUUGAUGAACCCUAUAUUACUUUCAUAGUGAAAUAGGGUAUUUUGCAAAGUAUGUAUAGAAUUGAUUGCUCUUAAAUCCUUAGAAAUGGACUUUCGAACUAUGGAUCUUUCUGAAAAUCAAUCUGUAUCAAAGGACCUUACCUUUUUUCAAUUUAAAGCGAAUUCUGAGGAUAAUUUGGCUGAUAAUACAAACGUAGAAGAGUCAACAACAUCUGCAAGUCCAAAUGAAAUCAUAACUGAUCCUGAAAUUACUCAAAUCAGUAAUGUUGUAAUGACAAUAGAGCCGGAGUCAUACAAAAACUGUCAGGUCAAAUUAUAUGAGGAAGAUAAAGGUCCAAAAUGGUACCCUGUCAAGGGUAAUAUAAUUACGCCACCAAUUAUCACAAAAAAUCUUCCAGAAGCAUUUAAGUUUAUGCCUGUAUUUGGAACGCCUAAAAAUAGACAUGAAUUGCAAGAGUUUCAGGAUGACAAAGUUAGAGAAUAUGUAGGAUGUGAUUUAGGUGAUGAAGAAUAUAACAAACUUGCAUCCUACUGCAGUCCAAUGCAUUUAAAAACUGGAAAUGAAUUGGUAAUGCCAACCACUUAUCCAAUACAAGGACCAUUACCAGAUAAAAAUGUGGAUAACCUGGAAUUAGAUGAAGCUAGUGAAAAUCUUUGUAUUGUAAAAAAGCUGAAGCUUAGACUCGAAAAAGAUAUUAAUGGCCAUUACACAAGAAAGCUUAAGUACAGGGGUGUGCGAGUUAUACCACCGUCACCGGAUGAUGAUUACAAAAUACCUCUAACACCAUUGGAGCCGGGUAAGGACCUAGUAUUUUACAUCAGGGUAUAUCGGCCCUUCUACUGCAAUGGUAAAUUUAGAAAUAACACCCGCCAUUCGAUAUUCAGUAACGAGUUAAUGUUGCUGGGAAGACACAAGCUGUCGGUGCUGCGCGACCACAUAGUGUGCGCCAACGACGUGGGCAUGCGCGUGGACGUCUCCGAGAACCCGGACGAUCUGCCCACUACCUCUGCCAAGGAAGUGUUCCCGUCUGGUUUCCUGUUCAUUAAUAAUGUGUUCUAUGUAGACACGCGGAAGGGAUGCGUGGACUAUUCCAAGCCUAUUCGCGAAUGGGCCAUCAAGAAGGGAUUAGGAGACUUUCCCCACAAAGACAUGACCGAAGUGACAUUAGACCAAAUCGUCAUAAAACUCGGCCAUCCUGAUGUGUACGUGCACCAAGGGCGCUGCGAGCACCCGCUGAGCGUGUCGCGCGUGCGCCUGCUGCGCGCCGACGAGAGCCGCGUGCGCUGGCCGGCGCACAGCGCGCUGUCGCACAACCAGACCGUGUACUGCGCCACGUGCGCGGAGUUCGGCGCGCGCUGGAUCGUGACGGGCUGCGAGCGCGUGCCCUUCGACCCCGCCUUCUUCUGCGACACGUGCCUCAAGCUCUACCUCUACCGGGAUGGCAAGAAGAUCUGCGACUUCCGCGCCUACUCCUACCGCGGAAACGAGCUCAAUAUCCUCAAACCGCACGGCUGAGCGUCUCGUGGUAUCUGCUAUUGUGAUGUGCGAUUUGUGAUCUAGUUAUUUUAAUGAACUCAUUAGUUAUUGUAAAAUUCAUUCGAGCCUCAACAGUUUAAUAUCAGAAGUAUAAUUUCAAUCUAUGUAAUCAGUAUACUCCGGGUAUUUGGUUUUCUUUAGUUAUCUCGAUAAGAUCAUGUGUUUACAUUUGGCUCGUUGCCAUGUAAGUUUAUUGUAAUAGUUAUAAGCUAAUUUAAAUAAUGUAAGACAUGUUAUUGUAUUACAUGUUACUAUUAGAAUUUAAGUUUAAUUAGUUAACACUAAAAUAAUUACAUUUAUUAUCCUGUGAUACGAAUAAAAUUAUUCGAACAGUAUUAAGCAAUUGAUUUUA
Nymphalis io (European peacock) is the source of this 2077-nucleotide messenger RNA. It is a transcript of the gene Pbp49, whose product is annotated as snRNA-activating protein complex subunit 3. NCBI's taxonomy places the organism in Eukaryota, Metazoa, Arthropoda, Insecta, Lepidoptera, Nymphalidae. Gene Ontology annotation, cellular component: snRNA-activating protein complex. Bases 274 to 1704 code for a protein of 476 amino acids. Gene Ontology annotation, molecular function: RNA polymerase III type 3 promoter sequence-specific DNA binding; core promoter sequence-specific DNA binding; bent DNA binding. Gene Ontology annotation, biological process: snRNA transcription by RNA polymerase II; snRNA transcription by RNA polymerase III. The transcript has 6 exons. The record is from RefSeq and is a predicted model, not a curated record.